Bacillus rossius redtenbacheri is the source of this 5968-nucleotide messenger RNA. RefSeq names its product chromatin assembly factor 1 subunit B (gene Caf1-105). Gene Ontology annotation, molecular function: protein binding. The record is from RefSeq and is a predicted model, not a curated record. Bases 117 to 2873 code for a protein of 918 amino acids. NCBI's taxonomy places the organism in Eukaryota, Metazoa, Arthropoda, Insecta, Phasmatodea, Bacillidae. Gene Ontology annotation, biological process: nucleosome assembly; DNA replication-dependent chromatin assembly. Gene Ontology annotation, cellular component: CAF-1 complex; nucleus. The transcript is spliced from 8 exons.
GGUAGAAAAAAGUUUUAUUUAUAUAUAUAUAUAUGUCGUGUUUUAUAAAGUAAUUUGUAUAGCAAAAAGAAAGUUUUCGUGUAAGUCCUUGUGAUAUCGAAUUUAAAUAACUAGAAAUGAAGUGCACCAUCCCAGAAAUUUCGUGGCACAACAGAGAUCCAGUUUUGAGUGUCGAUGUUCAGAGUGGUAAAGAAGAUGAUUUUUACAGGCUUGCUUCAGGUGGAACUGAUUCCCAUGUUGUGGUGUGGCACCUCCGCGUGAAGGAGAACGGCAUGGCCGAGGUGAGCUUCGCGGCGGAUCUGCAGCGCCACCAGAGGGCAGUCAACACGGUGCGCUUCUCCCCGUCGGGGGAGCUCCUGGCCUCCGGGGAUGACGAGUCGGCCAUCAUCGUGUGGAAGCAGAAGACGGAGCAGGACGGACCCGAGGCGACGGCGGGCGCGGGGCCCGAGGGCGGGGCGGAGCAGUGGCUGCUGGUGCGGAUCCUUCGCGGGCACGUCGAGGACGUGUACGACCUGAGCUGGUCCGCCGACUCGACUUGCCUCGUGUCGGGAUCCGUUGACAACACCGCCAUCCUCUGGGACGUCCACAGAGGUAGACACACUGCAAUUCUUUCAGAUCACAAAGGUUUUGUACAAGGUGUGGCGUGGGACCCCAAGAACCAGUACGUUGCUACGUUAAGCAGCGACAGGACGUGCAGGGUGUUCAACCUGCAGACGAGGAAGGUGGCGUGCCGGAUCAGCAAGGCCGUCCUUCCCGCGGCGGCCGAGGGCCGCGAGGCGGGGCCCGAGGCUCGGCCCCUCCGGCUCUUCCACGACGACACCCUCAAGUCGUUCUUCCGACGCCUGGCCUUCUCCCCCGACGGGGAGCUGCUGUUCGCGCCGUCCGGUAUCGUCGAGUCGCCGGACACGGGCAGGCACGGCAACGCCACCCACGUCUUCGUGCGCCGCCGGCUCAACAGGCCCGUGAUGUACCUGCCGUCGCCCGACCACUACACGAUCGCGGUGCGCUGCUGCCCCGUGCUAUUCGCGCUGCGUGACGGGGAGUCCAUGUUCGCGCUGCCCUACCGCGUGGUGCUGGCCGUGGCGACGCAGAGCUCCGUCGUGCUGUACGACACGCAGCAGCCGGAGCCGUUCGGCAUUGUCUCCAACAUCCACUACACCCGGCUGACGGACCUCGCCUGGUCCUCUGAUGGGCGAGUGCUGGUGGUGGCUUCGACAGAUGGUUUCUGCUCCAUCGUGACGUUCUCGAAAGGGGAACUGGGCGAAGAAUAUGUUCCUGUAAAAAGCAGUGCAGUUACUACUGCCACGGAGGACACAACUGUUGUCAAACCAGUUGUCACCACGUCGGAUGAUAGCAGGGUUGGCAGCAGUGUCGCUGCACCUCCUGUGGUGCAGGCAGCGAAGGAAACUCAGAACGGGGGAGUUAGAACCAAGCCCGAAACGUGUUCACCGGAGUCGACCCGUGGUAAAGCAGUACCUCAGGAGUCGAAAGCUAGUGACCAACCAAAGAAGAAACCUGCAAGAAGAAUCCAGCCCAUCACACUCACUAGCAGAAACAGUCCUUCGAAAUCAAAGGGUGAAACAGCGGGUCAGUCUAACGUACCAGGAUCACCACAGAACAAAAGCAUUUCGACAUCCUGUGACAAACUGAAAAAUUGUGAAAAGAGUAAAGACGAAACCCUGUCUCAUCAAUCAUCUGUUGUAGAGGACAGUAGUCCAGAUGACGGGGGAGGUAUGGAUGUUGAUUGUGAUGAUGACAUAGUGGAAAUUAUUUCAAAUAAAGAGACUUCCAACCAGUUGCAAGCUCAGACUGACAAUGAAACAGGAGUGCAUUCGUUGGAAUCAGCCAAUGACAAAGUGGUUCAUCAGGAUUCUGAAGUUGGAGGAAAAAUCGCAGAGGAAAAGGCUAUCAGAAGAAUUCAGCCUAUUAAACAGACAGAAAAUAACAGUCCACCAAAACUGAAGAAUGCGACAUCAUGUCAGCCGAGCAAAAGUCUUUCAACGUCCUGUGAUAAAAUCGAAAACGGUGAAGCGAGCAAAACUGAUAUUUCAUCUGGUGAGUCACCUGUAGUGAAGCAUGAUGGUCCUGGUGAGAAUGGGGUUAUGGAUGUUUAUAGUGACAGUACCUUAGUGAAGAUUAGUUCGGAAGGUGCUGCCCCGAAGCUGUUGGACACUUCAGCCGACAUCGAAAAAAAUCUAGCUUCCGUCGAGACGACGUGCGAGAAAUCUACGACAAAUGCAGUUAGCUCUUCGCCUGACAGCAAACCAAAAGAUUCGUGUGCUGAAAGAGUACAGUCUGGUGCGUUUCCGUCGGAGACAUCUUCGGUCGCCGGUUCGCAGACUCCGGAACAAGUGCAACCGGACGGUGUUGCUGCUUGUGAUAAAGUUCCCGAGCAGAAAUGCCUUCGUGUGGCGAGUGAAGAUGUCUCUUCGGCCAAAGCGGGAAGCGUCGAGCGGAUGGACGUCGAUGAGGUCGUGGAGGCUGAUGGCGGAACAAGUCACAAAACCUCAGCUUCGGACAAAGUUCUCUGUGGUUCCAGCACAGUCGGUGAGAAGUCUGAGUGUUCAGACGGAAGUGUUGCGGAUGGUUCAGAGAAACCCGAGCGUAGUGAAGAUACCGGCGGUAGUGUGGCAGAUUCGGGCUCCCGCGAAGCGGACGCUGUUCCUGAGCAGGGCCACAAAACCCCGAGGAAAACCGCGGGAGCGGCCUCGGAGCACCCUGCGGGACCGGAAACCCCCCCGGGACCGGCGGUGGGGGGCGACGCCGCGACACCAACCAAGUCCCCGGCCCCGAAAGCCAAGAAGACCCCCAGGAGAGUCCAGCUAAUCACCCUGUCCAGCCCGAAGAGCAAGCGUAGCCUGCUCCAGUCGUGAGAGUUCUCGCGGGUCGACGCCUUCAAACCCAGCCUCGAGAGAUUAAAGUCUUCAUGGUCAGGACCAGUGUAUUGUAUCCACCUGUAAACGUUUGCCUGCAGGAUGUGCUAGCUUUGGCCUUCCUUUUGAAUCGCCACUUCGCCUUUUUUUAUAUAUGUAUACUAAGUGUGGACUGUGUGCAAGAUACAGGAAAAAAACACUUUGUCAUAAAAUAUUAACUUGUAGACUCUUUUCCCCCCCACAUUCUGUGCUGCUACCGUAGGUCCGGUCGACGUCAGUACUUCUGGAACAUUUUAAGAAUUUUAGUGUACAUAACAUAUUUAUGUUCUCCAAUAUUACAAAUGAUAGGUUAUGUUAUAUAUGUGCUCAUUUUCCAUGCAGUGAAAUUAUUAUGCCUAUUUUUAACUCAAUGUUUCCACCAUUGAGUAACUUUGAACAAAUUUCAUAUUAUAUCCCUUUUUAUUUUACACAUGUGUUUUUAAUAUUUUUUGUUAAUCUCUAUAAAAGUGUAAAAAAAUUAUCCACUGUAGUUAGUGAUAGGUAUGUACGUAUUAAAACAUGUAUUUAUCUGACAACCUUUGUUAGACUGCUUUAAUGUGGCUGUUUUGUCAGCAGUUAAAUGGCUUGACGAGAAACGAUUAGGAGGAGACGUUACUUUCAUUACUAAUUUUUUUCUUCCAGGUGUUUUUUGAUAGUGAAAAUUAUUUAGCUGUUGAAAAAAAUUUUAUCUUGGUGCUGUAAUUCAUAAUCGUAGCGAAUGGAGUAUGUUUUACAAAAAAAAAUUUCUUGUGUAGUUUGCAUUUGAAACCAUUAUCCUCUUUGUCACUGUUGAACUGAAAAGGUGAUCUGUGUACAUGAUUCAUGCUAAACAGUUGAUAUAGAUAUUUCAAAUAUUACAUUUCUUCAUUGGAAAAUAAAUGUUGGAAUCCAGACUAGUAAAAUAAAUUCACUUAACCAAGUGAACAUUCGUGGGGUCUAAAAUAUUCAAAUACAUAACUCGAAAAUUCUUGUUUAGUUGACAUUAAUUUAUAAAAUUUCGUAUUGAGAUUGAAAAUGAAUGUUCAGGAUGUUCUGAUCUAGAUUGAUUUACUGAAUAUGUUUGCAAAAUCCUGUAACUUACUCCCCAGAAACUUUAUUCCUACUGCCUUGGAUAGAUAUGGUUUCUCACUUCCCGGCAUUCUGAUAGCCUCCUUUAAGCAUAGUUUUGGUGGCAAAGAAUUACAACUUGUAAAAUAUUUGUUUGCAAUUCAGUGGCACCAUGUGUUUUUACACUAUCUGUAUGAUACCUUGUCCAAAAAUUUACAAUCUAUGUGCAUAACAUAAAAAGAGACAAGAUUUUAAGGUUUUAAUUUCAAGCCAAUUUCAUUUCUCAAACAAGAGAUUUCUGUGUUUUUAUAUUUUAUGAAAUAUGUUUAUUAAAGAAGAUACCUAGUAUAUUACUGAAGAAAUAUGAAACUUCAAUGUCCACAUGAUACUAAUUUCACCAAAAUAUUGUCAUUUUGACUGAUACAUGAUGCAAUUUUUCACUAAAAUGAUUUGUAAUAAGUAUUUCUAAAUAAAAUAAAUCUGUUAACUAUGUACUUCUGUGUUUGAUAAAUGUUCUAAGGUCUCAAUUUAAAAAUGAACUAAUAACUAGAGAUAUGAUUUAUAGUUUUAUUUUUAUAAAAGAAGUUUUAUAAUAAUUACUACACCAAAAUAGUGAUAAAAUUUAUACGCUGCAUUGUUACAAUAAAAUAAUUUGUGUCAAAUUGAUUUAAAACAGAUAUAUUCAGAACAAUAAAAAUUGAUUAGCUAGCAUUUAUGGUUUGAAAGUGUUUGAAUAAGAGAUGCACAAUAAAACAAUAUAUAUUGAUUUUUCAGAAAGCACUUUGGUACGCUUUUUGUCCGGAACUAAUGACAGUCCUUUUAAGAGAUUCCUUUUUUUUAUGAUUUGUAUUAUGUUUUGGUCAAAUGCUACUUAAUUCCAUGAUUUAACUUGCAUUUUAGUGCUAAAUAGUUAAUUAACUUGUAUUUUGUGUUACACAGUGUUAGGACAUGCUUUUCAGCUUUAUAGCAAUUUACCAUAUAAUCCUGUUCCUAUACAUAACUUGCAAGGUUUACUAAUGAAUACUUAAAUUGUUUAACUGAGUUUAAUUUUCAUACUAUCAGAAAAAGACCACACUAAAUUCAAAUUCUGUGAUCUUAAUAUCAUUUUACUUUACAUACAAAUUUUUUACUAUAAGACUAUAAGGAAGGUGCAUUACGGGAUAUAGUUGAAUUUGCUGUAAUUUUAUCCUCCUGUAUCGUGAACAAGUACACUUGCAUGAUUCCAAGGUAGGUCAUUAUUUUUCUUCAUGUUUUUUUUUUCUGAGGGAACAUCAGUUUUUGAGGGUUAAAAAAAAAAUUCAGAUAGCAAGAGGGGAAUAGUUAGAGGAGAGUGGGUUAGUGGCGACGCCACUCAACGCAUGCGCUAGCGAUCGAAUGUGAAGGCUCAAAGCUGUUUGUCUACCACUCAGUUUUACAUAACAACUGACUAUUAUCGACGUUAAAAAUUUUUUUUUUCACUUGAUACACUCAUAUUCGUACUGUACUCAAUUAUUAUCUCUUGUUCAAUUUAAAAAAAAAAAUACUAUUAUUUUAACUGUCUAUAUAUAAUAAACAAGAAGUUUCACUUUUGUAGUGUGUGGACACCAUGCGGCCUUUGUGUUUCGCUGUGGGUUUUUUUUUUUUCUCUGCAGAGCUUUUUUGAGGAAUAUGUACAGCACUACUGGUUGGGUUAGGCAUUUCUUUCCUUGAAGUGUUGACGUGGGUAGUUGAAGUGGAGAAGCAAGUAAAUGUGAGCGGAGCUGUGAAUGGGGCCAGGAGUGGUCGUGAUGUUUCACAGAGCUCUCUGUAAACUGAAAUUACGAUACCUACGUCAUUUGUUAAGCCUUGAUCUUUUUUCUUUUUUCUCCCCUACUCAAUUGCUCCUUAAUUUUUCAUCCUGUAAUUCUUUUAGUACAGUUUUGGACGUCAUUUAUUAUGAUUUUCGUAAGUACACUAAAUACAAAUUAAAGUACUGUUGUGCGACUUGUCGAAACCAAACAUGUUAUUGGUGUUUGAAUUAUUUUUUUUGU